This is a messenger RNA of Paecilomyces variotii, 2954 nucleotides long. RefSeq names its product putative manganese ion homeostasis. The transcript is spliced from 2 exons. Gene Ontology annotation, biological process: GPI anchor biosynthetic process. NCBI's taxonomy places the organism in Eukaryota, Fungi, Ascomycota, Eurotiomycetes, Eurotiales, Thermoascaceae. The record is from RefSeq and is a predicted model, not a curated record. The coding region runs from base 461 to 2482 and encodes 673 amino acids. Gene Ontology annotation, cellular component: endoplasmic reticulum.
CUCUUGAUAAGUAUAAAAGGAUAUUAGUACCUCCAACUAUCUCCAAUAAACUCCUCUUCCUCGAGUUAGCUUUGGCAACGACAUAAAUAGAUCGCGGCUCCGCUGAUCACGGUCACGUGACAGCCCCAUUCUGGAUCGGUCCCUGAAUCCAGCAGCUCGUUACGGAGUAGUUGUUCAGUUAUGCCCAUCCAGCUCUCUUCUCCCUGUCUCAUGCCCCUCCGUGGCCCCAUGCAUUGUCCAGGAUAUCUGUGAUAUCUGGUGCAGAUGUCUAUAAUCCGAUACAUAUCGUGAUUCUUGUUCUAUAGUUAUACCUGCUCGAAAAGCUGCCUGCACUCGAGAGCAUGCGGCCUCGCUCUUUCUAACCACAUCCACGCCCGCGCUCCGGAGAAUGAGCUAAAUUUCCAAGGCGCGGAGUUGAAACACCACACCCUCGUUCAGCGGCUUCCUGUCCUCAGCGAUCAUGAGUUACGCAUAUAUGCAUGGGGCCGGCGGCUUGUCGUACAAUCGCGAGCCAACCCUCAAAGACGAUUUUCCAAUACUGGCGACAUUGGAUCGCGUGCGCGAUCCCCAGUUAUGGAUCGGGCUGCGGAAUCGUGCUCUUUCAUACGUCUAUAGAGUUGACGGCGAUGUACGAAGACGCGGGGGGUAUACGCAUGAAGCAUGGAGGAUCGCGAAGCAAGCGAUUAAUCUAAGGAAUGGACUAAUACUUCUAUGGGCGUUCACGCUGUUAUGGGGAGAGCGGACGAUAUUUCGGGAAAGUUUGGAGAGUUGCGCCUGGGGAGGAUGGGAGAAAUGGCCUCAAGACGCCACGCCGCAUCAUGUCGCUUUCAUCGCCGAUCCCCAGCUGGUAGAUCCCCAUACCUAUCCUGGUCGACCGUGGCCACUGUCGACGUUGACGGUGAAAUAUACCGAUCAGUAUUUGAGACGAGUAUAUUGGGCAAUGCAGAAGACGCUCCUUCCAGACUCUGUGGUUUUCUUGGGGGAUCUCUUCGACGGCGGUAGAGAGUGGGCGACGAGGACUAGCUCCAGUCCGGAUGAGAGAUACAAGGGCUAUGGGGAUAAAUUUUGGUUGAAGGAGUACGAUCGUUUCGGGAGGAUUUUCUUUGAUCAUUUCAAUGACGGUGGCUCUCGUACUGUAGCGAACCCCUGGGGUCGCAAAUUGAUUGCCAGCAUGCCAGGAAAUCAUGACUUGGGGUUCGGGACAGGUAUCCAAGACCCCGUCCGGAAACGGUUUCAGGCAUACUUUGGUGAGGGGAACCGUGUUGACGUGAUUGGAAACCAUAGCUUUGUUUCUGUCAACACAGUCUCUCUAAGUGCUAUGGAUCAGCCGGAUCCAGAGACCGGCAGUUCGGGUGCAGGGGCUGGCGAUGGUGUCAGUCCCAAUUCCUUUAUCUGGAGAGAUACACAAGAUUUCUUGGAUAAUGUUCAGGAGUACAAAGCCCGCAGAGAGGCUGAUGAGUUGCGUUCGUGGAAGAAUCAGCUAGAGGGCGUCCUUUUCACACCAGGAGUACACGAUGUCCUCGAGCCUACUGUACACGAGAAGGAUCCGGUCGAAGCACCCGGAUUCCCGACUAUCCUUUUGACCCACGUUCCUUUAUAUCGAAGACCAGCUACUCCGUGUGGACCGCUGCGGGAAAGAUAUCCUCCAGUCUCGACGGAUCCACUUCCCCAGGAAGAUGAGGGAAACUCCAUCAAGGUCGCAGGAGGCUACCAGUAUCAGAACGUCCUCACAGAAACUAUCUCGAAAGAUCUUAUCUCCAAGGUUGGUCCUGGAAUUGCACAUAUCUACUCUGGUGAUGACCACGACUACUGUGAAAUUGCCCACCGCGAGUUCAGCGGCUCCCCGAAGGAGAUCACCGUGAAGAGUCUCUCGUGGGCAAUGGGUGUCCGUCGACCGGGAUUCCUGAUGACGAGCCUCUGGAAUCCGGUUGAUCCUGACACUGGAAAACCGCCUGGCACGGGGUCGUCACAGACAGUGCAGAACCAUCUGUGCCUUUUGCCUGAUCAACUAGGCAUCUUCAUCCGCUAUGGAUGUCUGUUGGCUUUUACUCUCAUCGUUCUCAUUGCGCGUUCUGUUACGGUUUCUUUCUAUGCGCCUGCUGCCUCCACUGGACUGGAGCCGAGCCUCCCACUGUCCGAACCUCGACGGUAUGAACAAGCGCCUUCCAAGUACCCAUACUCGAGCACUUCCAGCUCUGCCACUUCUUCCCCCGGCUAUACUGACGCCCGCCUCUCCAGCCGUGGUAGCGUGAGCCUCAUCCAAUAUGCCAAGAACGCGCACGAUGACGACAUCAGCAGCAGCAACGAGCGCUACCGGGCAUGGACAGAGAACGGUGAUGAUGUGCGAUGGAAGAGCAAAGCCUCUACCUUCGCUCGUCAACAGCAGCAGCCGCGGACGAUCAUUGGGGAAUUCAUUGCAUCUGUUAAAUAUGUUGCGCGCGUUGUUCUGGCGUUUUAUUUUUAUCUGAUCUGGACAUGGUAAAAUUGCUAUUGUUGCAGGGUUUCAUCUGUGGUUGCUCUUGCCUCGUUAGCCAUAACGCAGUCUCUCUUUGCAUAGUGGUUUGCUGUACAUUAUUAUAUCACAGGAUGCAUGGGAGAAACAGAGCUCAGGGUAUUGCAUUUGGUUAGCAUAUUGCUGAGAGAAGCAGGUGUUCUACAUGCUGAUGUAUUCUAGUAGUGUCUCCCUGGAGGAGAUACAAUCGAUCACCUAACAUGGCUAUCUAUAACCGGACUCCCGCGUUAGAACGCGACUAUGAUUCCAGAAAUCCUUUCAUUGUAUGGUCUACCUCUCAUUUGUUGAUUACAGGCUAUAGCAAAUCCUCCACCAUCAUAUCUAUUCCACUCCUCGUCCCCACGUGACGUUUGCAGAAAGAUAGGGAAGUCAGUGUAUACUAUAUAGUGCAUAGAUAUGGCUUCAACGGAGUGAAACAGCUUUGGAGCCGGAUAUAGUAGGC